GAAAAAUUCAAUACGCGACAAAACUUGGAUUUACGGACCUCACCUUUGCGCUCAGGUGUCAAAGUAAAGGUGUUUUUACCUCGUGGCUCCCGCAUGUGUCUCCUAUCCGGCGCAUCUUUAGUUAUUGUUUUUUAGCCUACUUUUGUGCACCACUAGAGUAGUUUUUUUUUGUAGCUGUGUUCGUGUUCAGAUGACGGCGCAGGUAGACUACCUGGUGGUGGUUUUCACCGCCACAUCUGGCGCGAGCGGAGAGCUGCUGGGAUCUGACGAGAAGGAGCUCGAGCAGUUGGUUUGGCAGCUGGUGGAUGUAAAGAACAAAAAGUUGGGCAAGGUGAAUGAGCUCCUCAUUAAGCCGGACCUCUCAGACUUGACUGAGGAAAAAGAGGAGGAGGAUGGGGUGGAGGAGAGCAUUGAAGAGGAGGAUAGCUCUCGAGCAGAUAAUGUCUCGACAGCUACAAGUCUUGAGACAGCAUUAAACUUGUUUCAUCUACAACUGACGAACGAGGUGAACAGCGCGGGCGCAGGCACGUCGAUGUGUUUGUGUACAGACGGGCCCCUUCACAUCCGCCAAGUGAUUCACCCCGAGGCCGCGAGCAAGAACAUCCUGGUCCCAGACGAUUUCUACUCUUUCUUUGACCUUCGGAAAGAGUUCAAGAAGCACUUCCCCACAUCUGACCUCAAGGCUUUGAAUGUACACACCAUGGCAGAGUCUCUAACUAUACCUGUUGAUGUGCCCGCUAUGUGGGACCCCUCAGCCACACUGGAUCCGUCGGCCGCGUUGCCUGCAGAAAUAGCAGCGCAGCAGGUCCAGAUCAUGGGCAGCAUUGUCCUUGCACUGCUUUCUGAGCCAUUUAGCCACGCAUUUUCUACCCAGGAAAGAGUUAGUGAGAAGUUUGAGACUGGCACUUGCAGUAAGAUGGAGAAAGUGUGUGACAACUCAGUCAUCAGAGCUAGAGGGUUGCCAUGGCAGUCUUCUGACCAGGACAUUGCUCGAUUCUUCAGAGGACUCAACAUUGCCAAAGGAGGAGCAGCAUUGUGUCUCAAUGCUCAGGGAAGACGGAACGGAGAAGCUCUUGUUCGUUUUGUCAGUGAAGAGCACCGAGACCUGGCGCUGCAGAGACACAAACACCACAUGGGCAACAGAUACAUAGAGGUUUACAAAGCUUCAGGAGAGGACUUCCUGAAGAUAGCAGGAGGUACCUCCAAUGAGGUAGCAAUGUUCCUGUCCCGUGAGGACCAGAUCAUAGUGAGGAUGCGAGGUCUUCCUUUCACCGCCACACACGAGCAGGUGCUCACCUUCUUCUCCCCGGAGGAGGAGCUCAAAGAGACAUGUCCGGUCAGCGGAGGGAAAGAUGGCAUCCUAUUUGUUCGCUAUCCAGACGGCCGUCCCACUGGCGAUGCUUUUGUUUUAUUUGCCUGUGAGGAACACGCCCAGUGUGCACUGAGGAAACACAAAGAAAUCCUUGGGAGACGAUAUAUUGAGCUGUUCAAAAGUACAGCAGCAGAGGUCCAACAGGUGUUGAACCGGUACUCUUCGGCUCCUCUGAUCUCAGUGGCCCCUGCCCCCCUGGUGUCAAUGCUGCCCUCAGUGUCUCUCCUGCCUCCUCCUGGUAGUGUGCGGGACUGCCUGAGGUUAAGGGGACUGCCAUAUACAGCGAGCAUAGAGGACAUUCUCACCUUCUUGGGCGAGUUUACACACGAUAUCAGACCACAUGGUGUGCACAUGGUCCUCAACCAGCAGGCUCGUCCAUCAGGUGACUGCUUCAUCCAGCUGACCUCAGCAGAGCGGGCUAUUCAGGCCUCACAGCGGCUCCACAAGCAUAUCAUGUCCAGCCAGCGCGGGGCCAACAGCCGCUAUGUGGAGGUGUUCCCCUGCAGCACAGAGGAGAUGGGCCUGGUGCUGAUGGGAGGCUCGCUCUCACACACACAUACACAUGCACACAUCCGGAGCAGGAGUGGGACAGGGCUCAGCCCGCCGCCAUGUAAGUCCAGACGUUUAUCUCCACCAUCGUACUCCUUCGGCCCUGUUCCACCGGUCAUGUCUGCAGAGGCAGCUGCUGCCCUCUACCCUCCCAUUGGUCAGAUGUUGCUGGCGCCACGCCACCUGCCACCAGGACAUGCCUACUACCCCGCCUCAGCGCAGCUGUUCAUGAACUACGCGGCCUACUAUCCCAGUCCACCUGGCUCACCUACCACCAUAGGUUUCUUCCCCUCCCCCGCCUCCCUUUCCUCCCCAGGGGGGUUGAUGCGCAUGCCAGGUCUGACCUACAAUGGCAAUGGAGUUAAAGAGCUCAUCAAUGCAAUGCAGGGAUACCAGAGUCCCACGGAUUCAGUGUCUCUCCUGAGCAGCCUUCUGAUUGGUCAGUCCAGCGGAGGUAAUGCUGCUCUCAUGUCCCUCCCCGCUCUUAUGACCAAGCCGGCGGGGUCGUACCUGGACCUGGCCCUGCUCUAAUGUCACAAAUUUACAAAGGUCAUGUGACAAUUUGAUAAAUGUCAAAGAUUUGUAAUGUAUUGUUAGGUUUUUAAAUAGUCUUUUAGAUCUGUUAUUUAUAUCUUUAAGAAUAUAAAUUAAUGUAUUUUAUACCCAAAUCAUUGUGGCCUUAGCCAAAAUAGCAUUUUUUUUGUUUUAUAUUGCACAUUGUGUAUUUUAAAAGCUUUAUAGAGUUUUCUUUUUUGUUCUUUUUUUUUUACAUGUUAUGAUAUUAUAAUCGCUAUGAUAUAUUUGCUAGCCAAACUAGAGAAGAAUGACUGUGAAGAAUGAAAGUAUGUGUGAGUGUGUUUUGGUGUGAAAGAGAUGAAAAUGAGUAUUAUGCAUGGCUGUGUUGAUUCGUCUUAAUACUCCAUCUGUUAAUGCAAUACAUUUUAUAUGUUUAUACAUGUUUGAUGCAGUACACAGUUAUUGUAUUGGAAGCUUUAGUGCAUGAAGAAGUUAGUAGUAAAACUUUAAGAUGUUUACAUAAUGCCAAAUAUCAAUGCACUGCUAAUCAAUUAGACGACAAAUGAAUAUAAUAGCAGUAUCUUUGAAUGAUAACAUUCAUGUUACACUGUGAGCUUGUCAGAUUGUCUGAUCCUUGCACCAGGCCUCUUACAAAAAUGUGACAUCUCACACUCAUUAACCCCCUCAUUUCCUUCCUAUGUACCCGGUUUGGGUCUGUCUCAUGUUGGGUUAUGCCAAUGUUGUCUUGCCCUUUGCUUUGGACUCACAUUUGAACAGAGGACAUUCCCACUUCUCUGUAACAUAACCACAGGGCUGCGUUCUUCAAGAGGACUCAUGUCACAAGCUCUCAUCUUACUGAGUGAAUAUCAGAAGUCAGAGGUGGUUUCUGAAGAUUUUGAAAACAGGCUUUACUCAGAAAAGACAGCAAGGAUGCAUCAGUCCAUCACACUUCCCUUGUCUUCUUUCCACUAUCUACGCUGAUGUUGGGGGAUGUAACGUAGCAAACAGGUUUCCCUGCAGAAAACCCUUCGCAAUUUCUCUUGGUAACGAAAUCAUUUGGAGAGUAGACGGAAAGUUGAAAAGGAAAGGACAUGAAGGACAACUCUGACAUGUAUCUUGUGAAUUUAAUUGCCACUUGUGACCUGCAAAGUUGCUGUUUGGGCUCCAUGUUGCUGCACACACUUCCUAAAGUGGGAAUUUAAACUCCUGCUUGUCCUGAGCAAUGCUGAACCAACAAUAAACACAACAUGUGAAGUCUG
Molecule: messenger RNA, 3696 nt
Organism: Pseudoliparis swirei
Lineage: Eukaryota; Metazoa; Chordata; Actinopteri; Perciformes; Liparidae
Gene: esrp1
Product: epithelial splicing regulatory protein 1
Exons: 15
Coding region: 191-2452 (753 amino acids)
Cellular component (GO): ribonucleoprotein complex
Molecular function (GO): RNA binding
Source: RefSeq, a predicted model, not a curated record